Mus pahari (shrew mouse) is the source of this 3284-nucleotide messenger RNA. It is a transcript of the gene Ak5, whose product is annotated as adenylate kinase 5. Gene Ontology annotation, molecular function: ATP binding; nucleoside diphosphate kinase activity; AMP kinase activity. NCBI's taxonomy places the organism in Eukaryota, Metazoa, Chordata, Mammalia, Rodentia, Muridae. The transcript is spliced from 14 exons. Gene Ontology annotation, cellular component: cytoplasm; cytosol. Bases 492 to 2180 code for a protein of 562 amino acids. The record is from RefSeq and is a predicted model, not a curated record. Gene Ontology annotation, biological process: ATP metabolic process; nucleoside triphosphate biosynthetic process.
GUGUGUGUGUGUGUGUGUGUGUGUGUGUGUGUAGAAGUAAAACUGUAUCCAGCUCCAGUCGCCCGGUUCUUAGCUCCUAGGUGCCCUGGCUGCGCUGCGGGCUGGGGAGUGACUGCAGCCCGCGCGUCCCCACCCCCGCGCCCCGCGCCCGCCCGCGCAGCGUGACUGGCGGCCGCCGCAGCGAGCUCCGGAGGCGCGGGCCGAGCGCGCAGAGCCGGGGAGGCGGUGGCUGGUGGCGUCGGCCGCCUGGUCCUCCUCCGCGCCCCUCCCCUGGCGCUCGCGCUGCCUGCGCCCGGGAAGCCGCCGCUGCUCGCUGCUUGCUGGCGCGGGGAACAGCACGGACGCGGGGGCGACGGGAGCGCGGACAGCACAGCUGCCCGGGAGUCGCUGAGGGGACCCCGGCCUGAGCGCAUCCAAGUGAGGGCUGCGCCCCGCCAGCCCCAACCUCUGGAGCUUCUCCUCCUGCUCCCCACUGCACGCGCCGUACAGCCAUGAACACCAACGACGCCAAGGAGUACCUGGCCCGGAGGGACAUUCCUCAGCUUUUCGAGAGCCUGCUCAAUGGCUUGAUGUGUUCCAAGCCAGAAGACCCCGUAGAGUACUUGGAAACUUGUUUACAGAAAGUCAAGGAGCUAGGAGGCUGUGACAAGGUGAAGUGGGACACAUUCGUCAGCCAGGAGAAGAAGACGUUACCGCCCCUAAAUGGAGGACAAUCCCGGAGAUCCUUCCUCCGGAAUGUCAUGCCUGAAAAUUCAAACUUUCCAUAUCGGCGGUAUGACCGGCUCCCUCCAAUCCACCAGUUUUCCAUAGAGAGCGACACCGACCUGUCGGAGACGGCAGAGCUGAUAGAAGAGUAUGAGGUUUUUGACCCGACUAGACCUCGGCCCAAAAUCAUUCUUGUCAUAGGUGGUCCAGGAAGUGGAAAGGGCACUCAGAGUUUGAAAAUUGCAGAGCAGUAUGGAUUCCAGUACAUCUCAGUGGGAGAAUUAUUGAGGAAGAAAAUCCACAGUGCCAGCAGCAACAGAAAAUGGAGUCUGAUCGCCAAGAUAAUCACCAAUGGGGAGCUGGCCCCACAGGAGACAACAAUUACGGAGAUAAAACAAAAAUUGAUGCAAAUACCCGAUGAAGAAGGCAUUGUGAUUGACGGAUUCCCAAGGGAUGUUGCCCAGGCUCUGUCUUUUGAAGACCAGAUCUGCACCCCUGACCUGGUGGUGUUCCUGGCUUGUGCCAACCAGAGGCUCAAGGAGAGAUUACAGAAGCGUGCGGAGCAGCAGGGGCGGCCAGAUGACAACCUGAAGGCGACCCAAAGGAGACUAGUGAACUUCAAGCAGAACGCUGCCCCGCUAGUGCAGUACUUCCAGGAGAAGGGGCUCAUCAUGACUUUUGAUGCCGACCGAGAUGAAGACGCCGUGUUCCAUGACAUCAGUGUGGCCGUCGACAGCAAGCUGUUUCCAAACAAAGAGGUUCCGACGGAUUCAAGUGACCUUGACCCUUCCAUGAUGUUUGAUGCUGGAGAGAUUAUUGACACAGGAUCAGAUUACGAUAACCAGGAUGAUGAUCAGCUAAAUGUAUCUGGAGAAGACACCGAGGGAGGCUUCAUGGAGGACUUGAGGAAGUGUAAAAUUAUUUUCUUGAUGGGUGGCCCUGGCUCUGGCAAAGGCACCCAGUGUGAGAAGCUGGCAGAAAAAUAUGGCUUCACCCAUCUCUCUACUGGUGAGCUCCUGCGCCAGGAACUGACCUCGGAGUCAGAAAGAAGCAAACUGAUCCGUGACAUGAUGGAGCGUGGAGAUCUGGUGCCCUCGGGUGUCGUUCUGGAGCUGCUGAAGGAGGCCAUGGUGGCCAGCCUGGGCAACGCGAAGGGCUUCCUGAUUGACGGCUACCCCCGGGAAGUGAAGCAAGGGGAAGAGUUUGGACGAAGGAUUGGAGACCCACACUUGGUGAUCUGCAUGGACUGCUCGGCAGACACCAUGACUAACCGCCUUCUUCAGAGAAGCCAGAGCAGCCAGUGUGGUGAGGACAGUGCCAAGAGCAUUGCCAAGCGCCUGGAGGCCUACCACCGAGCGUCCAUCCCCGUUGUCGCCUACUAUGAGACGAAAACACAGCUACGGAAGGUAAAUGCAGAGGGAACACCAGAUCAAGUUUUUCUUCAGCUCUGCACAGCUAUUGACUCUGUUUUCUGAAGGAGAAAAUGUACAACUAAGUGGAAACAGAAACACAUGGAAUUCACCCUUCACACCUUUCACUUUGUCCCCACCCCCACCCGUCCCAGCUCAGCUCACGAGAGGUUCUGGAAAUUGUGCAUGGUAUACUUCGGACUGUCCACCUUUCUCUCCCCCGUGCUGGCAAUUGUCCCCACUCUGGUACUUGUUUUUAGAUGUAAAGAACAGUGUAGGAUCCGCCUGUCCCGCUGUGCCGCAGGGCCGGCUGCAGUCUGAUCCGUCACACAGGGACAUCAUAUCCCUAUUUCUCCAUCGCAGCUUCCUCCUUCUCACGGGCUUAUUUGUCCCUCCCUGAUGUGGGUUGCUAGCAUGGGGACAAGCUUGGACACCUCAUCCGGUACUGGCUGCUUCUUCAGUUCCCAUCCAUGAGAGGGCCCAGAGUCCUAGUGGGACUUUUAAAUGUCCUAUGGGAUACAAGGUAUCAAGCCAGUAGUUCCUGACAGAAAUAUUUCAAAAUGACAUUCUCUUAGAGAGCAAAACCAGACAAUCAGUCCCACCCACUUUGGGACACUAGCUAUUUGGAACUGUGUCACAGAUGCUAACAACUCUGGCCAAGCCUACAAGCCGCUCCUCUCCACAUGGCAGUGCGGCUCAGCAAUUAUGUACUUUAGUACCAGAGACCAGAGCUCAUUUUAAAGUAUGAGAGAUGCUACUUCACUCACUGGACAAAACCAACUUGUAGUUUUGAUCUGAGACAAUUACUCCCUGAUAUACUGCCACAUAAAAAGGAAGGAACAAUCUCUCAACCGAUGCUGGGGAGGGCACGCUAGCUAGAACACGGUGUCCGGCAGCGCCUGUGCUGUGCCUGUGUCAAGGGCCUGCUCUGUGGGUAAUUGCGUCACAGUGAAGCUUGGGUGUUUUGUGCAGAGUGGCUUGUGUCUUCUGAAAUCCCUGCACCUUGCACUCAGUCACCACCACACUCAGUUUGGUUUGCAUGACUCUUUCCUCAACGAGUGAGCAAACACUGGUAUGGUUCCAGGACACAACUGUAUUUUUAAAAUCAUUUUUUUCCUCAAAACAUUUAUGUACAAAUGAAAUAAAUGGAAGCCAGGAUGAUUCUUUCUC